AUGAAUAAGUCAGAGAUGUUCGGCUUCACUCUGGAGGCCGACGACCGGACAGAGGAGGAGAAAUCAAAGCAGAAACUUUUGCAUAAGGAAGAACCAAAGACUCCGAUGGACACUGAUUACCAAGAGGAAAUGGAGAAACCCAAAUCUCAGAUCAGAUUCAAUCUCAACUUUGACAAAGGGAUUCAGGGUGAGGAGCCAAAGAGGAGGGGGGACGACACGACGUUUACCAUCGAUCGACUGUUUGAAGCAGUGGCCAGCAGGGAUGUGACAAAACUGGACGGCUUGCACCAGUACCUGCAAAGGAACCAGAAGAAACUCUCUGACUCUUUGUAUGCGUCCUACGGUAAAACUGCCCUGAUGAAAGCUCUGCUGCACCUCAAAGAUGGCAGAAACGAGACGAUAGAAUUAUUGAUCCACAUCUCAGAGCGGCUGGGCGACGUUAAGGAGUUUGUGAACGCAGCUUACACCAGCAGCUACUACCGAGAUUUAAAAGGUGUGGCAUGCCCCCCAACAGGUCAAACAGCUCUGCAUAUUGCCAUUGAGAGGAGGAGUGUCUUUUAUGUGCGGCUGCUGGUCAGUAAGGGCGCAGACCUCCAUGCCAAAGCCUGCGGGAAGUUCUUUCAACCACAUGACGGCCCUAGCUUCUACUUUGGUGAGCUGCCCUUGUCUUUGGCCGCCUGCACAAACCAGCCCGACAUGGUGGACUACCUAAUGGAGAAUGAACACCAGCGGGCAGACGCAAAGGUGACCGACUCUCAGGGCAACACUGUGCUGCACGCCCUGGUGACAGUGGCCGACAACUCAAAGUACAACACAGAGUUCAUCACAAGCAUGUAUGACCGUAUCCUCAAAAUCACCUCAAGGCUCCAUCCCAAAGUGAAGCUGGGGGACAUCGAGAACAACAAUGGACUGACCCCGGUUAAAAUGGCCGCCAAGACCGGAAAGAUUGGGCUUUUUUCGCACAUUCUGAAGCGGGAAUUCGAGACAAGGGAAACCAAACACUUGUCUCGAAAAUUCACAGAGUGGGUUUAUGGGCCCGUCCACUGCUCCUUGUAUGAUCUGGAUUCGCUGGACUCCUAUGAAGACAACUCUGUUUUGGAGAUUCUGGUCUACGGCAGCGGCAUUCCCAAUCGCCAUGAGAUGCUCCAGACCGAGCCACUGAACCAGCUGCUGGAGGAGAAGUGGAACAAGUUUGCCAGUCAAAUGUUUGUGUUCAACUUACUGGUCUACUCUCUGUACCUGGGCAUCUUCACUGCGGUAGCCUACAAUAAGAAAGAUGGAAACCCACCGUUUCCCCUUGAACACGACACGGCGGGCUACCUGUACCUCACAGGCCAGCUGCUGACACUAGUGGCAAACUGCUAUUUCUUCAUCACGGGGAUCGUAGACAUCAAGAGGAAACGCCCAAAGCUGCAGACACUGCUGAUCGAUGGAUACUAUGAGCUUCUCUUCUUUGCGCAGGGCAUCCUCUUCCUGGUCUCGACUGGGCUGUAUCUGAGUGGGUUGCCGGAGUACCUCGGCUUCCUGGUGCUGUGUCUUGCUCUCAGCUGGGUGAACCUGCUCUACUACUCCCGCGGUUACCGACACAUGGGCAUCUACAGCAUCAUGAUUCAGAAGAUGAUUCUCAGUGACAUCCUGCGCUUUCUUUUUGUCUACAUAGUCUUCCUCUUUGGAUUUUCAGCAGCGGUGGUCACCCUGCUCAUCGAGAACCCGAAGAAAAACGAAACCACCGCACGACAGGGACGUCUUUUUGGCCCCGUCGCGACCGGGGAGGAGUGCGUCAAACCCACCUACAGAGACAUCUCCUACACCACGCUGCAGCUGUUCAAGUUCACCAUAGGUAUGGGAGACAUGGAGUUCACCCAGGAAUACCGGUACAAGGAGGUCUUCUACACGCUCCUCAUCGGCUACAUCAUUCUCACCUACAUCCUGCUGCUCAACAUGCUCAUCGCCCUCAUGAACCGCACCGUGGAGAGGAUCACCACCGAGAGCUCCAAUAUAUGGAAGCUGCAGAGGGCGGUCACCAUCCUGGACAUGGAGAAGAGAUUGCCUUGCGGUCUGAGGAAGAGGUUUCGCUGUGGCGUGGAGAAAAAACUCGGCACUGCUCUCGGAGACGACCGCCGCAGAGUGGAGGAAGUCGACUGGAACAAAUGGAACAUGAACGUGGGCAAAAUCGAUGAGGAUCCGGGCUGUUGGGAGCACGUCGUGACGCCUGGCUCGGAGAGUCCGGUCAGGAGAAACAACAGAGGGAGGAGCUGGAGAGGCUUUUUCAUGGAGGGCUCCAGGCGUUGGCGGAACUACGAGUCCACAGAGAUGAGCACCCUGCCUGUUUAA
Messenger RNA from Menidia menidia (Atlantic silverside), 2334 nucleotides. Lineage: Eukaryota; Metazoa; Chordata; Actinopteri; Atheriniformes; Atherinopsidae. The record is from the annotation of a GenBank genome assembly.